Messenger RNA from Diabrotica balteata, 2410 nucleotides. The record is from the annotation of a GenBank genome assembly. NCBI's taxonomy places the organism in Eukaryota, Metazoa, Arthropoda, Insecta, Coleoptera, Chrysomelidae.
AAUAUUAUUUUCACAUCCAAAAUUACAUAUACCUAUAAGUAAAAAUAUUUAACCACAAACUAAAUAAUUGUAUUUAUUAAUAUAGGAAGUUACCCAAUUUAUGGCAAGAUGGCGUCCAUACAAUAUUCUUUGGCGAAACGAAAAGACCCAACGGGAGUUGUUGACUGCUAUAUUAACCGAGUUUGAAUCAUCUCUACGGAAGCACGAAGAACUCACCGAAAGAUUGUCAACCGAACCGGAUACUUUUGUUAUAGCAAAUUGCCUUGCCAUUUCUACCGAGAAUCUGAAGUUUGGGUUAAUGACAGAAAUCAAAUCAUGCACACACAGAAUUGGUCAAGCGAUGAAAAAGAAAUAUCGUCGAGAAAUGGAUUACGUGUAUGCGGUUAUAAGUGAAAUGGACAGAAAACUGGAAAGGACUAUAAGAGACUUAGACGACGUCAGAUUGAUAAUGGAUACUUUGAAAAAAAUCAGGGAGCAAGAGGUUGACAUGGAUUUAAAAAUAGAGCCGGUUGAAGAAGCUUUUAACGUUCUCCACCGAUAUAAGGUGCCAGUUGAGAGGGAAGUUACAGAACAAGUAGACAACCUCCGCUACACUUGGAAACAGCUAUUAGACAGAGCUAUGAGAGUGCAAGUCAAUCUAUUGGACAUGCAGCCACAAUUUGAACAAGAUCUAAAGAAUAAUUUGAAUAGGUUCAAACAAGAUAAACUAGAUUAUUGUAACGAGUAUAGAACUGCUGGUCCAAUGCAGGCAGGACUUACACCCAGGGAAGCUUCGGACCGUCUAAUAUUGUUCCAGAAUCGUUUUGACGGCAUGUGGAGAAAACUCCAAACGUACCAAAAUGGAGAGGAAUUAUUUGGACUACCAACAACUGAUUAUCCAGAUAUGGCUCAAAUUAGAAAAGAACUUAACCUUUUGCAAAAGCUGUAUAAACUUUAUAAUGAUGUAAUAGAUAGAGUAAAUAGCUACUAUGAUAUUCCUUGGGGAGAGGUAAAUAUUGAGGAGAUUAAUAACGAAUUGAUGGAAUUCCAAAAUAGAUGCAGAAAGCUACCUAAAGGUUUAAAGGAAUGGCCUGCCUUCUUUGCUUUAAAGAAGACGAUUGACGACUUCAACGACAUGUGUCCUCUGCUAGAACUAAUGGCCAAUAGAGCUAUGAAACCUAGGCAUUGGCAACGUAUCAUGGAUUCUCUUAACCACAUUUUCGAAUUUGAAAGUGAAGGAUUUUGUUUAAAAAACAUUUUGGAAGCACCAUUGCUGCAGCAUAAAGAAGAUAUCGAGGACAUUUGUAUAUCAGCAAUGAAAGAAAAGGAUAUCGAAGCUAAGCUUCGCCAGGUAACUAAUGAAUGGACAGUUCAUGAGCUAACAUUCCAAACAUUCAACAAUAGAGGUGAACUUCUGUUAAGAGGAGAUACCACUGCAGAGACAAUCGGACAGUUGGAAGAUAGUCUUAUGAUACUUGGAUCUCUGUUAUCCAACAGAUAUAAUGCUCCAUUUAAAAAGCAGAUUCAACAGUGGGUCUACGAUUUGUCCAACACUAAUGAAAUAUUGGAAAGAUGGCUGUUAGUACAAAACAUGUGGGUAUAUCUAGAAGCUGUUUUUGUGGGAGGUGAUAUUGCUAAACAAUUACCCAAGGAAGCAAAACGGUUUUCUAAAAUAGAUAAAUCUUGGCAGAAAAUAAUGCAACGAGCUCACGAGACACCCGGAGUAGUUAAUUGUUGUGUGGGGGACGACCUACUUAAACAACUGCUACCACAUCUCCAAGAACAACUUGAACUGUGUCAGAAAUCACUCAGUGGUUACCUGGAACGGAAACGAAUGAUGUUUCCAAGAUUUUUCUUCGUUUCAGAUCCUGCUCUUCUAGAAAUUCUAGGUCAAGCGUCAGAUUCUCACACUAUUCAAAAUCAUCUUCUUUCCAUUUUUGACAAUACUAGAUAUGUUAAAUUUCACGAUAUAGAAUAUAACAAAAUAACUGCUGUAUUAUCUUCUGAAGGAGAAAUGAUACAGUUGGAGAAAGCAGUUAGGGCCGAAGGAAGUGUAGAAACGUGGCUGACUCAGUUACUGGUAAUGUCCCAAUUAUCUCUACACUCAAUAAUAAGAGGAGCGUAUACAUUUAUUAACGAUGUUAAUUUUAAUCUACUGCAAUUUUUGGAUAAAAUGCCUGCACAAAUUGGACUGUUGGGUUUACAAAUGAUCUGGACUAGGGAUGCCGAACUGGCUCUGAUGCAGGCGAGACAUGACAAGAAAGUUAUGCCGGAUACCAAUAACAAAUUCUUGGAACUUCUUAACACGCUCAUCGAUCAAACUACGCGAGAUUUAACUAAAAUUGAAAGAACGAAGUUUGAAACUCUGAUUACCAUUCACGUUCAUCAGCGUGAUAUAUUCGAUAUUUUGGUACGUAUAAAUGAUUCGUGA